AAAUUUAUACAGUACAGAACGUCCCUUUUGCUAUAAGUGCCCGUUGUCGAAGUUGGAAGUUGAACACGGCUGAGAGUAAGCCCAAGUCGGCGAACCUCCUUGACUAAUAUCACUUGGAAUUGACGUCUGGUAAAAGAUAUAUACACCGGGUUUAAAGAAUUCGACUAUAAACAAGUGAAAUUUUCAAGAUGCAGGCAAUCAAAUGUGUCGUUGUUGGUGAUGGUGCUGUAGGUAAGACAUGUCUUUUGAUCAGUUACACCACAAAUGCUUUCCCCGGCGAAUAUAUUCCUACAGUCUUUGAUAACUACUCUGCCAAUGUUAUGGUAGAUGGAAAACCUAUCAACUUAGGUUUGUGGGAUACAGCAGGACAAGAAGAUUAUGACAGACUAAGGCCAUUGUCAUAUCCACAAACGGAUGUAUUCUUGAUCUGUUUUUCACUCACGAGUCCAGCUUCCUAUGAAAAUGUGCGAGCUAAGUGGUUCCCAGAAGUAAGUCACCAUUGUCCACAAACACCAAUAAUACUGGUUGGCACCAAACUGGAUUUGAGAGAGGACAAGGAAACCAUUGAUAAACUGAAGGAAAAGAAGCUAGCUCCAGUUACUGGAGCCGUAGGUUUACAAAUGGCAAAAGAAAUUAAUGCUGUGAAGUACUUAGAAUGUUCUGCUUUGACACAGAAGGGAUUGAAGCAAGUUUUCGAUGAGGCCAUUAGAGCUGUACUCUGCCCAAAGAAAGUUGUCAAGAAGAAAUCAAAAUGCAGCAUUUUGUAAAUGAAACUUGUGUAAUGAAUGGACUUCUCAUGGCAACCCAUAAGUAUGCAGUUGAUGCAUAAUCAGUCAGGAGCCCCAUGAUUGAAUUUUACACCAGUCUUAUUUUAUGUUUGUAAAAUACUGAUUAAUAUGACAUUUCCUUUCUAAGUAAUCACCACCUCAUUAUAUCUUCAGUUGAGUCAACUUAUGUCAUAUCAACAAUCUGACUUGAAAUGCAGAUUGGACAAACUGAUAUCAGUUUAUUUGUUAGUCUUGCUUUUUAUAAAUAUUCUGUGAAAAACAUCCCUGGAAACACUGCCGAGGCCCAAAUGUUAUGAAAUGCCAUCAGUAGUAAUUCUUUGACUGUCAAGAAUAAUAGUUUUGAGGUAUUUUUAAAUACAAGCAUUCAUUUCUUAAACCCAUGUUCCACUAGCCUGCUAAUGCCAGCAUUGUAAAAAUCACUGUUUAUUGGAUUUUUCUUCUGAUAUAUUAAUAAAUAGCUUUUCAUGUAUUAAUGCAAAGCAUAGAUUUUCUGGUUUUUUAGUUGCAAAAUCAAA
Rhopilema esculentum is the source of this 1303-nucleotide messenger RNA. RefSeq names its product ras-related C3 botulinum toxin substrate 1. Gene Ontology annotation, molecular function: GTPase activity; GTP binding. Gene Ontology annotation, biological process: small GTPase-mediated signal transduction. The record is from RefSeq and is a predicted model, not a curated record. NCBI's taxonomy places the organism in Eukaryota, Metazoa, Cnidaria, Scyphozoa, Rhizostomeae, Rhizostomatidae.